AUGGUCUCAGGGGCACGCUGGCUCAGCCGCUGGACCUCCUGCCAGAGGCUUCCUCCGCAGCUUGCCCGCUGGCCAGCCCAUGAUGGCCACAGGACGCUGGGGACGGACCCUGUGCAGAAAGACGAGCCCGGGAAGCCCAGCGUGGAAGCCCCGGACGCCCUGCCGCCGGACCUGCAGCCCCCCGUGAACUGCUGCAUGAGCGGCUGCCCGACCUGCGUGUGGGUGGACUACGCCCAGCGGCUCCUGCAGCACUACGAGGACGGAGGCGCGCGGGCCCUGGCCACCCUGGAGCAACACGUGGCCGACCAGAACCUCAAGGCCUUCCUCAGGCUGGAGAUUCAGCUCCGCAUGUCCGCGGCUCCCUGCCCCCCAAAAACCUAGGCUUCUGUGGGGAUAAUGUGCUGCUCUGCCAUGCCGCGAGUGCAUCGUCUGUGCCACACGGGACCGAGCUGACACUGUCCACACCCGGGGCUCUCAGACUGUGGGGUGACGGGGGGGGGGGGGGGGGGGGGGGGGCUGGUGCCCUGGGAGACCUGCCAGCCGGGACUGGCAUUGCUGCACUGCCAUCCCACAUCAGAGCACCAGCUCUAGUGCCAGCUGCUCCAUUAGAUGCCUGGAAACGCAGGGAAGGGUGGCUCAGGGGCUCGGGCCCCUGCACCCAUGUGGGAAACCCGCUCCUGAUUUCAGCCUGGCCCAGCCCUGGCCGUUGUAGCCACUGGGGGAGGGAAGCAGCGUGGAAGAGCUCUCCUCCCGUUCUGU
Molecule: messenger RNA, 759 nt
Organism: Ochotona curzoniae (black-lipped pika)
Lineage: Eukaryota; Metazoa; Chordata; Mammalia; Lagomorpha; Ochotonidae
Gene: OXLD1
Product: oxidoreductase like domain containing 1
Exons: 2
Coding region: 1-381 (126 amino acids)
Cellular component (GO): mitochondrion
Source: RefSeq, a predicted model, not a curated record